Diaporthe batatas is the source of this 738-nucleotide messenger RNA. RefSeq lists its product as uncharacterized. The record is from RefSeq and is a predicted model, not a curated record. Lineage: Eukaryota; Fungi; Ascomycota; Sordariomycetes; Diaporthales; Diaporthaceae. The transcript is spliced from 2 exons. The coding region runs from base 1 to 738 and encodes 245 amino acids.
AUGCCCAACGCAAACAACACGGGCCCCGGUUACCCGGAGGGCUAUCAGCCCGCGAGUGGACACCUCGCAAACAUCAUCGACAACAGCGUCGCGACAGGCCUUGACAAGUGGGGUUUCGUGAUUCUGCGAGGCGUGUACGACAACGAUGACGAGUGGCAGACUUUUCUCAGUCUCUACAAGGCAGCGGUCGCUGACGAGCUCCACGACGCGAAGCUGGAAGACCAGCUCGGCCAGCAGCUCGAAUGGACAGUCAUCGAGGAUCCCGCAAUUCUGGAUGGUGCGUCCAAGGGUGCUGUGCGGGGUCGAUUCCUCACGUGGGUGGAGGAACAGAAACGCGAUGGCGAAAUAGCCGACAGGCCUUGGGCUGCGGGUUAUCUCCCUCGAUACAAGUUCUGUCUGUACGUCGACGAGGUCUGCAUGAAGAGUAUCGUAGCGAGACAACAGGGGGGAAAGUUGGAUUACACGCUAGAUGAAGAGGACGAAGAAGACGCCGACGAAGGGUGGGGGGAGCUCGAUGGCACGACUAAUUACGACGUGGGCUGGGCGUAUAUCGACGUCCUUGGCUACGCGGCGCUCUACUCGAACCUGGGUUCCGGCGGAUCGCACGAUCAGAUAUGGGAUGGUAUGGUUUAUCGCGGUCGUCGUCCUGAACGAGAUCCCAAGCCCGAUUAUAACUACGGCUGCUCACUGGCUGAUGUCGAACGUGGCGUGCCAUAUGGGCAACGCAUUUCAAGGUAA